AUGGUGUUAUCAGAAAAAGUGAACCAGCUAAUGGAGUGGGCGAGUAAAAGAUCUGUCAUUCGAAUGAACGGAGACAAAUUUCGACGCCUCGUCAAGGCACCACCCAGAAAUUACUCAGUGAUUGUGAUGUUCACUGCUCUUCAGCCUCACAGACAGUGUGUUGUGUGCAAGCAAGCUGAUGAGGAAUACCAGAUUCUGGCAAACUCCUGGCGAUAUUCCAGUGCGUUUACCAAUAAGAUUUUCUUCGCUAUGGUAGAUUUUGACGAAGGCUCAGAUGUGUUUCAGAUGCUGAACAUGAAUUCUGCUCCGACCUUCAUUAACUUCCCUGCUAAAGGGAAACCUAAACGAGGGGACACGUAUGAACUUCAAGUGCGUGGCUUUGCCGCUGAGCAGCUCGCUCGCUGGGUGGCCGACAGAACCGACGUCAACAUUCGUGUGAUAAGGCCACCAAACUAUGCCGGACCGUUGAUGUUGGGACUGCUGCUGGCUGUCAUCGGAGGCCUCGUGUAUUUGCGGGGAAGCAAUCUGGAUUUCCUUUAUAACAAAACGGGCUGGGCAUUUGCUGCUUUGUGUUUUGUGUUAGCAAUGACAUCAGGUCAGAUGUGGAACCACAUUAGAGGUCCACCCUACGCUCAUAAGAAUCCUCAUACAGGACAAGUGAACUAUAUCCAUGGGAGCAGCCAAGCCCAAUUUGUGGCAGAAACACACAUUGUUCUGCUGUUCAAUGGUGGUGUGACUUUAGGAAUGGUACUCCUCCACGAAGCUGCUACUUCUGACAUGGAUGUGGGGAAAAGGAAAAUUAUGUGCAUCGCUGGGAUUGGCCUGGUGGUGUUGUUCUUCAGCUGGUUGCUGUCCGUCUUCAGAUUCAAAUACCACGGCUACCCGUACAGUUUCCUAAUGAGUUAAAGGAUUCCAGAACCUGUAACGUUGGAAAGAUCGCGACUCUGAAAUUGCGCGUACUGGAACGGAAGAGCUGAAUACGUGUAUGGUUCGUGCUACCUCUCUUUACACGGAAUGAGAUAGUUAAACACUGAACCAAAGACGACGUGUAGUGCCUUACAUAUAACAAGCAAUUUGCUCUGAAGGACACAGAGUAUUAAGAUGCAAUCUCUUUCUCAUGAGCUUUACAUCUUCUUAAACAAC
This is a messenger RNA of Apaloderma vittatum (bar-tailed trogon), 1143 nucleotides long. RefSeq names its product magnesium transporter 1 (gene MAGT1). Gene Ontology annotation, cellular component: oligosaccharyltransferase complex. The record is from RefSeq and is a predicted model, not a curated record. The transcript is spliced from 9 exons. Lineage: Eukaryota; Metazoa; Chordata; Aves; Trogoniformes; Trogonidae. The coding region runs from base 1 to 906 and encodes 301 amino acids.